AUGGCUACGUGGGGAAAGGUAUACCUUGUCUCAGGCAACAAGGGGAAGCAGAUGGAGGUGCAGCGCUACUUCACUCAAGCGCAGCUCAUGGUAGAAGCAGUGAAUAUUAACCUGCCAGAGACGCAAAAUUCAUCGGCGGAGAGGAUUAGCUGGGAUAAGGCCGUUGAGGCGUAUCGAGUGGUAAAUAGGAUGCCCAUCGGUGAGCCGCUGUGCCAUGGUGGCACGCCAGUGCUCGUAGACGACACCUCGCUGGAGUUCGAUGCUCUAUGUGGGCUACCUGGACCCUACAUCAAGUGGUUCCUUGACCGGCUGGGUGUGGAGGGUCUUUUGAAGAUGGUCAAGGGCUUUGCACCACCCGACGAGGAGGACUCAACCGAAGCAGCACCUGCCUACCGCCGCGCCAGUGCCGUGUGCAUCGUCUCCCUCUGCUACGGUGUUGAUGAGGCGACUGGUCACCCAUUGGUGCAGCAGUUCCGCGGCGUAUGCCGCGGCGCACUGCCAGCCGGCCCUCGAGGGGGUGUGGGCUUUGGCUGGGACUCGAUUUUUGCGCCUGAGGCACAAACGCCGGCGUAUGCAAAGACCUUUGCAGAGAUGUCGGUGGACGAGAAGAAUACGCUGUCUCACCGCGCCAAGGCACUUCAGAUGCUCACUGAGUACCUCCAGACUUCACGCGCCGGAACCCAGGGCGGCGGAGCUUGCUGUAAAGGAACUCCUGAAGAGAGGAUAGGUGUGAACGGGGACAAAUAA
Molecule: messenger RNA, 747 nt
Organism: Leishmania braziliensis MHOM/BR/75/M2904
Lineage: Eukaryota; Euglenozoa; Kinetoplastea; Trypanosomatida; Trypanosomatidae
Exons: 1
Coding region: 1-747 (248 amino acids)
Biological process (GO): nucleoside triphosphate catabolic process
Cellular component (GO): cytoplasm
Molecular function (GO): nucleoside triphosphate diphosphatase activity
Source: RefSeq, a predicted model, not a curated record